UUACAGUUUUUCUCAAAAAACAUUUUGACUGCUUAAAUCAAAGAAGUUAAACAUUUUUGAUAUAAUAAUUCAUUGUUAGGUAUCUACUGUAAGCAAAUAAUCAGUACUCCAACCGAAAAUCAUGGAGAAUAAGUCAUUAUAGAAUUAUUUAAAAUACUGAAGGGGCACCUGGGUGACUCAGUCAGUUAAGCAUUCAACUCUUGAUUUUGGCUCAGGUCAUGAUCUCACGGUUCAUGAGUUCAAGCCCUGCAUCAGUCUCUGUGCUGGCAGUGCAGAACCUGCUUGGGAUUCUCUCUCUCCCUCUUUCUGUGACCCUCCCCCACUCUCUCUCUCAAAAUAAAUAAAUAGAUAGAUAGAUAGAUAGAUAGAUAAAAUGAAAUAGUGAAAAAAUUACUCACCAAACAUAUCAGAGGGUGUUGGUUAUACAAAUUAUAGUGGAACAUAUAAGAGAAAAAUGUGUACCCAUUAAAAAAUUCAAUGAUAAAAAAUUUUUAGGGGCGCUUGGGUGGCUCAGUCAGUUGAGCAUCUGACUCUUGAUUUUGGUUCAGGUCAUGGUCCUAGGGUCAUGGAAUUGAGUCCCAUGUGGGGCUCCAUGGAGCCUGCUUAGGCUUUUCUCUCCCUCUGUCCCUCUCUCCCACUUGUGUUCUGUCUCUAAAAUAAAAAAAUUUUGUUUUAAAUAAUUUUAAAUGUUUGUUUAUUUAUUUUUAGAGAGAGAGAGUGAGCAUGGUGAGGCAGAGAGAGGGAGAGAAUCCCAAGCAGCCUCCACACUCAGCACUCGGUGUGGAGCCUGACACAAGGUUGUGGUCAUUUGCUGUCACAAGCCAUCUGCAGUGACUAAAUCUCCUGCAGUUAUCAUUUCACAAGUCUACCUGGAAAUCUGAAGAAUGAAACUCCCAAGCCGAAAUGUGGAGAGAUUUGAAUGAAAAUUCUAUGGAGAAUCUUCAAGAAAAAAGACUUAGGGAUCUAUUACUUAGGGGCUUUUCUGCUGGCUAAUUUUAGAAGAUAUGGCCAGCACAAUUACAGAGUCAGGAUUGUAUUGUGAAUCUUCCAGGAGAAGGGUACAGGAAUCCUGAACUAGAUUUUUCCCUUUGUCAGAAGUAGGGAAAAGCAUCUUCUGUAUUUCUAGAAACAAGAGCAGUAUGGUGACUCUUCAAAGUGAUGAUUAUAAAAACAUGGCAAGUGAAGAAUAUUUGUCUUUGAAAGUCCCAAGCCAAGUGGCCACAAAGGGCUCCUCAGUGACUUUCUGCAAAAAUGAGCCCCAGGAUCCUCAGAAAAGUAAAAGUCUGUUUAUAACUGAAGAAGGCACUGAGAGAAAAGUCUUGGGAGGAGAAAGUCCUCCCAUGGACCAUUGUUCAGAGAACCUUCAAAUUAAACUUUUGUCUGAUGUAACAGAACUGGUCUCGCCAUUGGUCAGUGGUGAGGCAACUUGCCAGAAUGGCCAGUUGAGAGAAUCUUUGGAUCACUUUGACUGUAACUGCAAAGACAUUUGUGGUUGGAAAUCACAAGUGGUCGGUCGUAGUCAUCGGAGAGCUCAUACAGGGGACAAACCCUGUAACCAUUACAACUGCAGGAAAAGACAUAACAACAGCUCAGGCAGUAAUCCGUGUGAGAAAAUCCACACUGCAGAGAAGCUACACAGAUGUAGUCAGUGUGGUAAGGACUUCAGCGAGCGCUCAGAGCUACUACUUCAUCAAAGGCGCCACGCAGAAGAAAAGCCCUACAAAUGUGAGCAGUGUGGGAAGGGCUUCACGAGGAGCUCCAGUCUCCUCAUCCAUCGAGCAGUCCACACGGAUGAGAAACCCUAUAAGUGUGACAAGUGCGGAAAAGGCUUCACAAGGAGUUCAAGUCUGCUCAUUCAUCACGCAGUCCAUACAGGCGAGAAGCCUUAUAAAUGUGACAAGUGCGGGAAGGGCUUUAGUCAGAGCUCCAAACUGCACAUUCAUCAACGGGUGCACACUGGCGAGAAGCCCUAUGAGUGUGGGGAGUGUGGUAUGAGCUUCAGUCAGCGCUCCAACCUGCACAUCCACCAGCGAGUCCACACUGGGGAGAGGCCCUACAAAUGUGGGGAAUGUGGGAAGGGCUUCAGUCAGAGUUCGAACCUUCACAUUCACCGGUGCAUACACACAGGUGAGAAGCCCUUCCAGUGCUACGAAUGUGGGAAGGGCUUUAGCCAGAGCUCUGAUCUCCGCAUCCAUCUCAGAGUCCACACUGGAGAGAAGCCCUACCACUGUGGCAAGUGUGGGAAGGGAUUUAGCCAGAGCUCAAAACUCCUCAUCCACCAGAGGGUGCAUACUGGAGAGAAGCCCUAUGAGUGCAGCAAGUGUGGGAAGGGCUUCAGCCAGAGCUCCAACCUCCACAUCCACCAGCGGGUUCAUAGGAAAGAUCCUAUUAAAUAAGGUCUACAGUAAAGACUUAAACAUUUUUAAUAUCGCUCUUCCCUUUAUAUUCUCAGGAGAGAGAUCAUAGGUUAUUCAGAUAUGUUCCCUCACUGAAAUUUAUUCAUUCAUUUAAAGUAUUUAAGUACCAAGCACUUUGUCAUGCUAUACAGAGAACCGAUUGUUCUGGUUCCUCGGACGGGUAGAGUGAAAUACCUGUACUUUGCAGUUCAGCCGGUGUUAUUAGAACUGUAUAUCCUACCCCACAUUUUUAAGUGCAAAAAACUUUAUAUUUGUGCAAGCAGAACAUGUUUCCCUUUGUUCACAUUCUGAGAAAUUGAAACUCUGGUUUCUCUUCAAAUCAUGUGCCUUGUGUUUUUCCUAUUUCCUUCCAGCCUUGAUGAGCUCUCUCUGAACUGUGAUUGCACGUGUUAGUUUUAGGUCAAGGGAUGGUGGGAGAUACUAUGGGCAUGAAAUCUCUUGUGUUUAUGAAAAAAAUAUACCAACAGGGUGUGGCCACGUGGCAGGUGGUAGAGAGGAGCUACUUGUGUGGUACACCCCAUACACUGUUUUACAGAAUAUUGAACCCACCCCCCCUAAGGCAGCUGCCUAGGAACAGAAGUAGUUCUUUUUCCUGGGUGCGGCUGGUCUAUUGGGGUUCUCCCAGAUCUCACCACUUCAGAUGACCCCCCGCCACCAAACUAAAGCCAAAUAGGGUACAUAUACCAUGUUGAAACAUAGCAGAAAUGAAAUAUAUCUAAAUGUAUUUAAUUCCUCACUACCUCAUUUCCUUAAUUUUCUUCAGCACUCAUGUCUGUGCUAAGCAAAACAAAGGAGUCCAGAGAGAAAAUUUCUAGUAUUUUUCUCUUUGGGCUUAUCUCUUGUUUUAAUAUUUGCUGUACCCCCCAAAAGCCAUUUGUUUUCACAGAAUCCCCAGCCUGUUUAGGUCUCGCUAUAGAUCUAGAAGUCUGAUUUAUAAAAUUAUUCUUAUAUUUGGCUGAAAGUACUUCACAUAAAAAUAGCUAUAUGGGGCACCUGGGUGGCUCAGUUGGUUAAGCCUCCGACUCCACUCAGGUCAUGAUCUCACAUUUUGUGAGUUUGAACCCCAUGAGAGGCUGUGUGCUGACUGCUCAGAGCCUGGAGCCUGUUUUCAGAUUCUGUAUCUCCCUCUCUCUCUGCCCCUCCCUGCUCACACUCUGUCUCUCUCAAAAAUAAAUAAAUGUGAAAAAAAAAAAAAGCUAUAUAAAAACAUUUAACCUAUUUGGAGAGUAUGUUUGGGAUGACCAGGCUUAAAAUAUGCAAUGUAUCACAUAUAAUUCACUUGCAGUGUGAAGCUAGGACACUUCAAAGAGACAUUUGUCCCCUAGAAGUUGAUACAAGAAGCGGAAGCAACAGGUGAAAGAAAAGUGAUUAUGUACAUAACUAAAUUGAAAUUUACUAUACAAUGAGCAGCCCUCAUUUUCUCACUAAUGGUUAAUGAUUCCUCAAGCAGUUCUCAGGUGGUUACCUAGUGUUUCAUAUCCCAGUUUUUCACCAAUAACUAGUAUCCAUAUAUGAAAAAUAUGGAUGCUUACUUAUUAGCUUGAGAACAUGGGGUUAUAACUAAUAUAUCCUGACCAAGGUAAGCUGAAGUAGUUAACUGGACAUAGAUAACAGGAAAAGUAUACAUUAAUUUUGGGGAAACAGCUCAUCUCUAUUAAGGAAUAAAGAAGAGAGAUUAAGACAUUUGCCUUUAAGAGAUAGUUCCAGAAUAUUUGACUCCACCCUUGAGUAAACGUUCCAUAUGCAAUGAUUAGGGUGAUGAUUAAGCAUCUGCCCUUUAGCCAUUCCAUAAUGUCUCACUUGUUUGGGUACUCUAAGGCAACAUCACAAAUGAUGUGAUUCUGUUUCACCAAUCUCUAGAAUAAUGAAUGAAUGCCUCUCAUUCCUUCUACCCUCAUAGAUCAUACCUGAGUAUCUAUUCAGGAUUUCACUCUUUGUCACAUAUGUCUUCUAACUCCCUGAUAUAUGGGAUCUAACUGGGGUUUGGAGCCAAAUAUGAUCACAAGAACCUGUGUGCUUUGAGGAUAGAGGGAGGUCGGAAGUCCAAAUCUCAAAUGGUUAUAAAAUAGCUUAUUUUUCCAAAUUUCCUUUUAUACAUAACUUAUGAUAUCAAUGUUUUUAACUAUGUUUAGCUUUUACUGUUUUAAGCAUCAUCUUCCUUAAUACAAUUGAAAUAUGAUCAGAGUCCUUGGGAAGCAUUUCACGGAUUAUGGGAAAGAAAAGAGGGAUUUACACAUGAAAAUACAGGGGGAACAACAGGGGAUAUGUCACAUUUCAUCAGAUCUUAAGAAACCAUUGAUUGUGAAAAAAGCACUUUGCUAAGAUACAUCCCAAUUUCAUGAAAAAAAUAUAUGUGUGCUUUAGGAUUGUUGAAGAAGAGUUUUUUCAGAGUUCAAGGGUUGCCCUAGGCUUGAUACUUGAUUUGAACAAAGACCUUUGGCUAUUCUCAGUAAUCAUCAGUUAUAUUCAAUUGAUAAUUCUGUCUCUAUAUAGGUUACAGAUUAUUUGUUGAGUACUUGGAACACUUUUACAAUUCUUUAAAUUCUUACCUAUUCAUUGGGUGCUGUUCCUUCUGUAUGGGUUGUUUAAUAUCUUAAAGUCAAAAUACUAGUGAAUAUGUGAUCACUACUUGUCACAUUUCCAAAUUAUAAUCUGUUUAACUUUUUUAAGAUUUUAUUUUUAAGUAAUCUCUACAACAAACAUGAGGCUCAAAUUCCCAACCCCGAGAUCAAGAGUUGCAUGUUCUACCAACUGAGCCAGCCGGGCACCCCUGAUAUUUUAAUUUUUCCUUCCCACCCCCCACCCUGACAGCCAGAGUUAGGGGAUAGAACGAAAUAUGGAAAUUCCCAUGGCUUUCCCAUUGUACUUUCAUUGAUGAGAAAGCAUCAUGACUGGUCAUGGAGUACAAGACUAUACCCUAGGUAAUGAAAGCAAACAAAAGUUCAAAGCAACAUGCCCAAAGAAGUUGCAAGAGUAAAACUGACACCAGAUUGGUACCUGAAGGCAGGUAAUAACAACAAGUAGGUUCAAGAGUUAGAUCUGGGAAAAGCUAAUAUAUAGGAACAUGUGGCAAGGGCCACAGAAAUGUCAGUGUAUGGUCAACCCAAGCAAAAUGACUAGCAGAGAAAAGGCUAGAAAGUGCACUUUUUGUUAAACAUCUCUCUGGACAGCAUUAAAAUGCUAAAAAGAAAUUUUUUACAUUUAUAAAACCACAGCAAUAAAGAGAACAGGAGGAAGACCAUAACAAACAAAUCUCAACAAAAAUUUGAAAGAUGGAAGGGGGGUGGCUAUUGUAUCAGAGCAGAAACAGGCACCAUUUAAACUGCUUGCAUAUGAAGAUAAGGACAAAAAGUAACCAGUUUGGCUCCAGUCUCAGAAAUGCUUAAUACUGUGGAAGACAGGAGUGAGACAUGAAGGGAAAGCAGUGAAAUUAAUGUCCAGGUGUAUAUGGAACAUUCACUUAACCCCAUACACCCAUGCCCUCCUCUCCAACCCCUGUGCCCUUGCCAACCAGAGAUUUACCCUCCAGCAAGAGGUGGGGAGUUCUUUGCAGAAAUUGGCCUGGAGGGAGAGAGACCUGUAUUCUGGCAUUUGAGAAUCCAACAGUAAAACAGUUAUCUUCUCUCUCCAAUACUUAUAGCUUCAAAAUGCAUGAAAUAAAAACUGAUAAAAUUGGGGCACGUGGGUGGCUCAGUCGGUUAAGUGUCUGACUUUGGCUCAGGUCAUGAUCUCACGACUCAUGAGUUCAAGCCCCGCAUUGGGCUCUAUGCUGACAGCUCAGAGCUUGGAGCCUGUUUUGGAUUCUGUAACUCCCUCUCUCUCUGCCGCCCCCCCCCCCCCCCCCCCCACACUCAUGCUCUGUCUCUGUCUCUCAAAAAUAAAAUAAAAACAUUGAAAAAAAAUUUUUGAAUGAUAAAAUUGAAGGGUGCGUGGCUGACUCAGCCAGUGGAGCAUGCGACACUUGAUCUCAGAGUUGUGAGUUUGAGCCCUGUGUUGAGCUCAGAACCUACUUAAAAAAAAAAAAAAAUCUGAUAAAAUUGAAAUAAAUGUAGACAAGUAUGGUUAUUUCAAGUAUUUCAACACUUAAGUGAUACCACAAAUAGAAAAUCAGUUAAGGGUGCUUAACCGAGUUACCCAGGUGAAGGGCAAUCCAGUUUUAAACAAAGACACGCUGAAACUCUGCAAAAUGUUCUUAUGUUAGCUACUUGACUAUUAAGAUGCCCUUAAAGUUUUAAACUGUCAAAAAAAAAAAAAUCAGUUAAGGGUAAAAAAGACCAUCAACUAAUUUGAUUAAAUGACAUACAUAGAACACCACCCAACAACAGCAUAAUGUACAUUCUUUUCAGGUGCAAAUAUUGUGAGCUAUAAAACGAGUUUCAAAUGAUUUAAAAGAAUGGAAACUAUACAAGGUACGUAUAACCAGAAAAUAAUUAAAUUAAAAAUCACUAACAGAUAUCUGAAGAACCCCAGAUAUUUGGAAAUUAAAUCACCCUCCUAAAUGAGCCAUGAAGAGGAGGUAAAAAGGAAAAUUUGAAAAUAUUUUGAACUGAAAGUAUAUACCGAAAUAUUUGGAUCUACUAAAGCAGUGUGGAAUUUUAAACUUUAUGCCAAUAAAUUCAACAACUUAGGUGAAAUGUAAAAACUCCUUGACAAGCAAAAACUACCAAAACCCACUCAAGAAGAAAAGAAAUGUGAGUAGCCCUAAAAGUUGAAUUUGUAGCUGACAACCUUCCCCCACAAAAAAAGUGCAGACCCAGAUGGCACAAAUGAAUUCUAAAAAUAUUUAAGGGAGACAGAGCAACAAUUCUAUACAAAUUCUCUUCUAGGAAGAAACACUUAACAACCCAUUUGUGAGCCAACAUUACCCACGUACCAAAGCCAGGAAAAGACCUCACAAGAAAAGAAAAUCAUACAUCAACAUCUCUCAUGAAUACAGAUGCAAAAAAUUCUUUUAAAAAAUAGCAAAUUGAAACUACUAUCUAUAAAAGAUGGUAAUACCUCAUGGAGUUUAUCCUAGGAAUGCAAGUUUGCUGUAUCAUUCAGAAUCAAUGUAUUUCAUCAUACUGACAUACGAAAAAGAAAAACCCUCUCUUAUUUAAAUGCAGAAAAAGUAUUUGAAAAACAUCAACAUUCAUGAUUAAAAACUCUCAAUUGGUAAGGAAUUAAAGGGAUCAUCCCCAAUCUAACAAAGAGUGUCUAUGGAAGAACCAGCACCUGACAUAUUUAAUGGUGAAAUAAAACGCAGUUUCCUUCUAAAACUAGGAAGAAGGCAAAGAUAUCUACUCCCCUCUUCUAGUCAACAUUGUCCCAGAUGUAGCUGGUGCAACAAGGCAGUAAAGAGAAAAAGGAGGGGGGCCCACCAUAAGUCUGAGCAUGCACCGUAUGCCAGGCUGCAUUGGUUUGGGGACAAUUGAGCUGGGCCUAAGUAUUGGGACAGAGCACACCAUUAAGGGCAGAUAGAAAAGACACAGAUGGGGGGGCAGCUGGGUGGCUCAGUUAAACGUCUGACUGCGGCUCAGGUCACGAUCUCACGGUUCGUAAGUUCGAGCCCACGUCAGGCUCUGUGCUGACAGCUCAGAGCCUGGAGCCUGCUUCGGAUUCUGUGUCUCCCUCUCUCUCUACCCAUCCCCCACUCAUGCUCUGUGUCUCUCAAAAAUAAACAUUAAAAAAAAAAAAAAAAGAGUCACAAAGACCCAGGCACAUGAAGGGAGAAUACCAUAUGACAGCAGAGACAUUGGUGUACAGUUGCAAGCUAAAAAACACCGAGGACAGAGAGCCAUUACCAGAAGCUAAGAGAAAUGAGCAAUGUAAACAUAAACACUGUAAACAUAAACACAAAACCCAUAAAGUGCUAUAAAGAGAGAAAGAAAAAAAUUAGAUAUGGUUUCAAGGAAGCCAUGAGAUGAGAUAGUAACAGAAGAAUAGUCAAUAGUAUUGAAUCUUGCCCAAAACUGAGGGGCAAGAGAAUAUAUUAGAUUACAGAGUAAGGGGUAUUGAUUGGGAGGAGGAAGCAUGGUCAUGCAAUGUGUGAAAAAGCCAUACAGAUGCCUCUGAUAGUCCUUUCCCUUCUUCUCCCCACCCCUCCAACGUUAAUCUAGGCAAAUCCUAAGCAAAACCCGUUGUUAGUGUUCCUUUUUUCUAUUCCCUAUGCGUUAUAUAGAUAUCACUAUCAGGGUUCAAGUUCAAGAUGGCAACAAAGAGGGAUCCUGAACUCACCUCUUUUCAUGGACAUACCAAAUCUAUAGCUACAUACAGAACAAUUUCCUCUGAAAAACACCAAACAGGUAAAUCACUUUAUUUUGUUAAGGUGUUUUUCUGAGGUUUUAUUUUGUGCUUUCAUUUGGAACGUAUUCCUCUGUUUUUCCAUUUUCCUUCACUUUGUAAUGGUUUAAUGCAUUGUAUAAAACAACCACCUCUCCCAGUCUUAAAGGAGUGUCCUUAUAUAGGAGAUAUACCUUAUUGUUCAACCCAAACCUUUGUGAUUGUCUAAGCAUCUACCUUAUUUUUAGUGGCUCCCAGUAGUUCAGGAUGUGACAAGAUCUGUCAGUGUCCCAAAGAGGAGAAUCCCAGUCAGCGUCUAAAUUCAGACUGAUUGAAACCCAGACCCUCAGGCAGCAGCUUUUAAAGUAUGCAAAUAUAUCUCUUCCAGAGAAAGACUAGGAAAUCACUGUUUCUGUCUGCUCACUUUGCACUGGGCACUGGGGUGAUAGCCAGUUAAGAACUGUUUCUUUCUUUGCUAUCAUCCCAUAGAACCCAUGAACACCAGCCCCACUGGCCACCACAGCCAGGCUAUGAAGGAUGUGUCCCCUGGGCAGCUAACACAAAAUUGCAGGCACCAGACUUGCACACAGACUCCUCAGAGACACUGAUGACCUGGGGCAGGGCAAAGAGAUUGCAUAAAGAUGGUGCCCACUGACAUCCCAAGUCUCUAGAAAGGAUUGCAGUCCUUAGUACAUCAGACUAUAUAGAGUUACAUCUAUUAUGAUGGUGACACAGCAGUGCAAUGUCUUUUCAAACAAAUAAAACCAUGUCACUGUGAUAACCAUAUGGUUAAAAAAAAGAAUCACACUAUUGAGUUGAUGAAUUGCAAGUCUAGAUGUGAAAGUUUUUUAAGGUUUUAGUAGAAAACAGAUGAAUAACUUCAUGAGCUAGGAACAGGCAAAAAAAUAGGACACAGCACUAACCACAAAGGAAGAGAACUGGAACACAUUAAACUUAAGAUUUUCUGUGCAAAAAAAAACAAAAAACAAAAAACUAUUAACUAAGUAAAAAGGCAAGCCAUGGUGGAUGAAGAUACUGCAAUUCUUACAUAGGACAUGACCAAGACUUUAAUUCAAGAAUAUAUAAAUAAAACCUACAAAUUAAUAAGACAAAAGCUGGCAACACGAUAGAAAAAUGAACAAAAGACUUAAGCACUUCACAAAAAGACAGCUUAUCCAAAUAGCCAGUGAACACAUGGAAAAAAUAUUCUACUUUAUUAGCCAUCAAGAAAAUGUAAUAAAAACCAUAAGGCAGGUUUGCCUGGCUGGCUCAGUUGGUAAAGCAUGCAACUCCUGAUAUUAGGGUCAUGAGAUCAAGCCCCAUGUUGGGUGUAGAGCUUACUUUAAAAAAACAAAACCCACAAGGCAGAACUACACAUCCACCAUAAUGGCUAAAAUGAAAAGGCAGACAAUACCUGCAUUAGUGAGGAUGUGAAGAAACUGCAACUCUCAUACACCUGCUGUGAAAAACUAAAUUGAAGCAACCAGUUUGGAAAGUGAUGGCAGAAUCGACUAAAGCUGACUAUAUACAUAUCAAAUGACUUAGAAUUUUACUUUUGGUGUAUGUUGAACAGAAAUGCGUUCAUAUAUUCAUCUAAAGUCACGCACUGAAAUGUUAAUAGCACUAUUUGUCAGAGCCAAGAACUGAAAAUUCUCCAGUGCUUGUAACAGAACAGGUAAAGUGUGGUAUACUGACACAGGGGAAUAUUAGACUACAUUACUAAUCACCAGACCCAGGGCACCUGGGUGGCUCAGUCGGUUGAGUGUCCAACUUCGGCUCCGGUCAUGAUCUCACCAUUCAUGAGUUUGAGCCCUGUAUCUCUCUCUCUCUCUGUCUCUCUGUCUCUCUCUCUCUCUCAAAAAUAAACAACAAUAAAAAAAAAGAUUUAAAAACAAUAAUAAUGAGCACACCACAAUUACAUGCAACUAUAGGGAUGAAUCAAACAAAAUGGUGAAUGGAAAAAGUCACACAUGAAAGAUGUAUAUUGAGUGAUUUUAUUUAUACCAAAUGAGUAGAAUUAGUUCAAGAUUGAAAGUAAAAAAUCAUCUGUUGCUUAUAAUAUCUAUUAUCUGCUAAUAGGCAUAAAGCCAGCUGCAAAGUUAAUAGAAAAUAUUUCUCCCAAGUUCAUGCUGCAGAUGUAAAAUGUCCUAAUGACCCCCUUCUUCAAGUUACUGCUGCCUUUUUACUAAUGAUGCCUCAGUCCUAACUUGCUGUUCCCAUCUGCUGAGCAAACAUUACUGAGAUACCUAAUUGCUCAGCUGCCUUAUGACAGCUACCAUUUUAGAGCUGAUCCCAACUUCCCCUAACUCCUCAGAGUUAUUCGACCUAAGCCCAGUGUUUCCCUGCUCCCUCUUCUCACCAGACGCACUCAAGUUGCUGAGAUGCCCUCUCUCAUUGCAGCAAGCCAAUAAGCCUACACCUGAACUAAACUACCUUGCUGUUCCCAUCUGCUGAACAGACAUUACUGAGAUACCUAAUUGCUAAGCUGCCUUAUGACAGCUACCAAUUUAGAGCUGAUCCCAACUUCCCCUAACUCCUCAGAAUUAUUCGACCUAAGCCCAGCCUUUCCCUGCUCCCUCUUCUUACCAGAUGCACUCAAGUUGCUGAGAUGCCCUCUUAUUGUACCAAGCCUAUAAGCCUACACCUGAACUUAGUUGUUGUUCUUGGUGGUAUUUAGCUGGUUGGGCAUUAAAAAUACAUCAAAAGCAGGAAAAAAUAAUGCAUGAGGUUAGAAGUGAGAAUAAUAGCUAAUACUGGAGGGGUAGGGACUACGAGGGGGCACAAGAGUGACAUCUGUAGUAUUGAUAAUACUGAAUUUCUUGAACCAACUGGUGGUUAUGCAAGUGUGUUCACUUUAUGAAGAUGAGUUGAGCUGUAUACUUAUAAUUUGGGCACUUUUCUCUAUGUUAUACUUCAAUAAAAAGUUUAUUUUUUAAAA
Molecule: messenger RNA, 11616 nt
Organism: Panthera uncia (snow leopard)
Lineage: Eukaryota; Metazoa; Chordata; Mammalia; Carnivora; Felidae
Gene: ZNF239
Product: zinc finger protein 239
Exons: 3
Coding region: 1140-2396 (418 amino acids)
Biological process (GO): negative regulation of transcription by RNA polymerase II
Molecular function (GO): DNA-binding transcription repressor activity, RNA polymerase II-specific
Source: RefSeq, a predicted model, not a curated record